CAUCUGCGAGCGCCACAGCGGGGCAGUCCGGGCUUGGCGACCCGUGUGCCCGCACCAUGGCCACCCCCGGGCUGCAAGAUAUCCCCCUGCUCCCUGGCUCUCCACGCCGGCUGAGCCCUCGGGCAGUGGCCAGGGGUGGCCAGGGCCUCAAACAAGGACAGCAAUACCUCAAGAUGCUGGGUCCCCGAGCCCCAGGUCUGCAGGGCAGCUCCAACUGUGAUACCAGCCAACUUCCUGGUGAAGAGUGCUCCCAGGGCAGCUCCGUCAUCAACAACUACUUGGACACCAAUGAGCCAGUGUCCUCGGGAGCCCGUGUGAGUCGCAUGCACUUCUAUGACAACCAAAGGAAGGUCGACUAUGUGCUUGCCUACCACUACCGGAAACGCGGGGCGCACCCUGGCCAAGGCUUACCUGGCCAAUCGCUGGCCAUCGUCUCCAACGGGGAGACUGGCAAGGAGCCCCCUGCUGGGGGCUCACAAGACAUUGAGCUGGGGCGGCUGGAUGCCUUGGAGGAGGAGAGGAGGGAGCAGCGGGACGAGUUUGAGCACAACCUGAUGGAGGCUGGGCUGGAGCUCGAGAAGGACUUGGAGAGUAAAAGCCAAGGAUCCAUCUUUGUCCGGAUACACGCCCCAUGGCAGGUGCUGGCCAGAGAGGCAGAGUUCUUGAAGAUCAAAGUUCCCACCAAGAAAAAGAUGUAUGAGAUCAAAUCAGAAGGCUGCAUUGCGAAGAAGUUCAAUGAGAUUCUGCAGAAGCUGAGCUCGCCCCUGAAGCCCAGAGUUCCAGAGCAUAGUAACAACAGGAUGAAAAACCUCUCCUACCCAUUCUCCAGGGAGAAAAUGUACCUGUACAACAUCCAGGAUAAGGACACCUUCUUUGAUAAUGCCACACGUAGCCGCAUUGUGCAUGAAAUCCUGAAGCGCACAGCCUGUUCUCGAGCCAACAACACGAUGGGUAUUAACUCUCUGAUAGCAAACAAUAUCUAUGAGGCUGCUUACCCUCUGCAUGACGGUGAAUAUGACAGUCCAGGGGAUGACAUGAAUGACAGGAAGCUGCUCUAUCAAGAAUGGGCACGCUACGGAGUGUUUUAUAAGUUUCAACCUAUUGACCUCAUCAGAAAGUAUUUUGGAGAAAAAAUUGGACUGUAUUUUGCUUGGCUGGGAUUAUAUACAUCAUUCCUCAUCCCAUCUUCUGUAAUUGGGGUGAUUGUGUUUCUUUAUGGAUGUGCAACCAUUGAAGAAGAUAUUCCCAGCAAAGAGAUGUGUGACCAGCAGAAUGCCUUCACCAUGUGUCCCCUGUGUGACAAGUCCUGUGAUUACUGGAACCUCAGCUCAGCCUGUGGUACGGCGCGGGCCAGCCACCUGUUUGAUAACCCUGCCACUGUCUUCUUCUCCAUCUUCAUGGCACUGUGGGCCACCAUGUUUCUUGAAAAUUGGAAGAGAUUACAGAUGCGACUGGGCUACUUCUGGGACCUGACUGGCAUAGAAGAGGAAGAAGAACGUGCCCAGGAACACUCCCGGCCUGAGUAUGAAACCAAAGUUCGAGAAAAAAUGCUUAAGCAGAAUGACAAGUCGGUUGUUCAGAAACUGGGGACCAACAUGACUGAGAGUGAGGAUGAGGAUGAUGAUGAAGAUAAGCUGAGCUGGAGAGAUCGUUUCCCAGGUUACCUGAUAAACUUUGUCUCCAUCUUGUUCAUGAUUGCCCUGACCUUCUCAAUUGUCUUUGCGGUCAUUGUGUAUCGCAUCACAGUUGCAGCUGCUCUGUCUCUCAACAAGGACACACGCUCCAAUGUCCGAGUGACAGUGACAGCGACGGCAGUCAUCAUCAACCUUGUGGUCAUCCUCAUCCUGGAUGAGAUCUACGGUGCCGUGGCCAAGUGGCUCACCAAAAUCGAGGUUCCCAAAACAGAACAGACUUUUGAAGAACGCCUGAUACUGAAAGCUUUCUUGCUAAAGUUUGUCAAUGCCUUCUCGCCCAUCUUCUAUGUGGCCUUUUUCAAGGGGAGGUUUGUGGGCAGACCUGGAAGCUAUGUUUAUGUGUUCAACAAUUACCGCAUGGAAGAGUGUGCUCCCGGGGGCUGCCUCAUGGAGCUCUGCAUUCAGCUCAGCAUCAUCAUGUUGGGGAAGCAGUUGAUUCAGAACAACAUCUUUGAGAUUGGAGUCCCGAAGCUAAAAAAACUAUUUCGGAAGCUGAAAGAUGAGACAGAACCUGGAGAAACGGACUCUGCCCAUUCAAAGCAUUCAGAGCAGUGGGACCGAGACUACAGCUUGGAACCAUACACUGGACUGACUCCAGAGUACAUGGAAAUGAUCAUCCAAUUUGGCUUUGUCACCCUCUUUGUGGCCUCCUUCCCUCUGGCACCUGUGUUCGCCCUCCUCAACAAUGUCAUUGAAGUGCGGCUUGAUGCAAAGAAGUUUGUCACGGAGCUGAGACGGCCAGAUGCUGUGAGAACUAAAGAUAUCGGGAUCUGGUUUGACAUUCUCUCUGGAAUCGGCAAGUUCUCUGUUAUCAGCAAUGCUUUUGUCAUUGCUGUCACCUCCGACUUUAUCCCCCGCCUUGUGUACCAGUAUGCCUAUAGUCACAACGGGACUCUGCAUGGCUUUGUCAACCAUACCCUCUCCUUUUUUAACGUCAGCCAGCUGAAGGAGGGAACGCAACCUGAAAACUCACAGUUUGACGAGGAGGUUCAGUUCUGCAGGUUUAAGGAUUACCGAGAACCACCGUGGGCCCCGAACCCAUAUGAGUUUUCCAAACAGUACUGGUCUGUUCUGUCUGCCCGUCUGGCUUUUGUCAUAAUCUUCCAGAACCUUGUGAUGUUCCUGAGUGUCCUUGUGGACUGGAUGAUCCCAGAUAUCCCCACGGACAUCAGUGACCAGAUCAAAAAAGAGAAGGGCUUGUUGGUGGACUUCUUCCUGAAAGAGGAGCAUGAGAAGCUCAAGCUGAUGGAUGAGCCAGCGCCCAGCAGGCAGGGAGGGGUGCAUCACAGCAGGAGGAGCCGGGCGGCCAGCUCGGCACCCUCCAGCCGCAGCCAGCCCGGCAGCAUCGCGUCUUCUGGUUCUCAGCACACCAACGUGUGAGCGGCUAGCCAGCCCCACUGCCGAGGGACGCGGCGGCGGUGGCGGCGGUGCGAGACCACGGCCAAGCCUGCCUGCACCUGCGGGGUGCAGUGUCUGCCAUCGGCCCAGAUGUGGCACGAGGGCGUCUUGCAAAGGGUGUGUGUGUGAAGAGAGAGAAUGAACGCGCUCAGGGAGGAAGAGAAAUGAUGCUGCCUCUCAGAAACUUCAAGCUUAAGUUUCUUUUAGGUCCUCUUUUGAGCUGUAGGCUGUCCGGGGAUUGGUACUGCUUUGAGUUUACCAGUGAAAGAAUGGAGCCUCUCUACCCCAGGAUUCCCAGGCACUGAAAUCAAGGAUUUUACGACUUUGAUUAAAUUUAGCUUUCAAUCAUAGCUCUAGAAAUCAUAUCUCUCUCUCUCUCUAUGUAUACAUACUCUCAGAGGCCUAGCUCCGCCGCCCUUCCCCCCCACCCCACCAUAAUCAGCAACCCCCAAGCCAGCAGAGGACACUGGUGGGGACCCAAGUAAUGAUCACAAGGUCUGGAUCUCUGGCAGGCUAAACCAAAGGUCUUGACCUAAGUUAUGUUUUGGUUUCUAAGCCCUAAGAUGGAAUGACCCACUGGCCACCCUCCCAUGAGAAUGGACAGAGGGACACCAGAAAAAGAACUCAGAACUAUCUUCAAGACUUGAAGAAAUGAUUUAUUAUUCUUACCUCACUGACCAACCAGCUCCCAGCAUGACCCUGAAACCCCUACCCACAGUGUCUGGUGAUUUUGCCCUAGAUAAUCUGUAACCUAUACUCUAUCGGAGAGUUGUUGUUUUUAGAGCCUAAGCGUCCCACCUCCAAUUCAAUAUUGGAGUUUGGCCAAUUCAAUAUGAAACCAUUUUUUUUUCUUUCUGUACUGCACAUUUCUGUUCAUGCAUAUCUCUGGGCCAGUGCACACAGUCAGGCAGACUCAAGGAAAAACGGUGGGUGUCUGGUGCAUCACCAUGAGCCAUCCCUGUGUUUCCUCAGGAGCCCUCUCAUGUCAGGUGGCUGCAGGUUAUGACAGAAGCACAGUCAGGGCCCUGUUCUACCUACCACCCAUCAUGAAUGAUCAUCACCCCUCCCCUUCCACUAUCACCCUGAGAAAAUCCCGAGUCACUUGCACCUGGGGUUGUCAGCGCUUCAGCGGAUGCAAAUUAAGAUACAGGGCUGGUUACUGUGGCCACUGGAUCUGACGGUGAGCUGCAAAGUUUCGCACCUGGGCUUAUCUUCAGUUUACAUCACAGGGAUGCUUUGCGCUAAAUGCAACUAACCACCAUUUUAUGCAGAUUCAGAUUUAAGAUAAUAAAAUA
This is a messenger RNA of Phyllostomus hastatus (greater spear-nosed bat), 4387 nucleotides long. RefSeq names its product anoctamin 2 (gene ANO2). The record is from RefSeq and is a predicted model, not a curated record. The transcript is spliced from 27 exons. Gene Ontology annotation, cellular component: plasma membrane. Gene Ontology annotation, biological process: chloride transmembrane transport. Lineage: Eukaryota; Metazoa; Chordata; Mammalia; Chiroptera; Phyllostomidae. The coding region runs from base 57 to 3074 and encodes 1005 amino acids. Gene Ontology annotation, molecular function: protein dimerization activity; chloride channel activity.